AGACGCGGGGAAGGGCGGGGCCAGGGCAUUCGGCUCCGAGCGUUUUUAACAACUUGGAAUGCGGUGCUUUGCUGCGCUCUCCAGAGAAGCUGUGGGUUCCGGUCCUAUGCGGAACAUGAGCCCCAGGCUCUAGCGCUCCCCGAGUGUCGGAUUGAGUCCCUCUUCGCUCUCGCUUGCUUCCUGCUCACCAUGGAGUCUUUGGCUUUCCUCCGGCAUCCCGGCGGGGCUCCCUUGGCCGCCGCCGCCCCGACAGGGGAUCUUACCCGGAUCCUGGCUGAAGGGCUCCUCAAGUCGCCCAAGCCACUGAUGAAGAAGCAGGCGGUGAAGCGGCACCACCACAAACACAACCUUCGGCACCGCUACGAGUUCCUGGAGACCCUGGGCAAGGGCACCUACGGGAAGGUGAAGAAGGCGCGGGAGAGCUCAGGGCGCCUGGUGGCCAUCAAGUCAAUCCGGAAAGACAAAAUCAAAGAUGAGCAAGAUCUGAUGCACAUACGUCGGGAGAUUGAGAUCAUGUCAUCACUCAACCACCCCCACAUCAUUGCCAUCCAUGAAGUGUUUGAGAACCGCAGUAAGAUCGUGAUUGUCAUGGAGUACGCCAGCCAGGGUGACCUGUACGACUACAUCAACGAGCGGCAGCGGCUCAGCGAGCGUGACGCCCGGCAUUUCUUCCGGCAGAUCGUCUCUGCGGUGCACUAUUGCCACCAGAAUGGGGUUGUGCACCGAGAUCUCAAACUGGAGAACAUCCUCUUAGAUGCCAACGGAAAUAUCAAGAUUGCCGACUUCGGCCUCUCCAGCCUCUACCACCAAGGCAAGUUCCUGCAGACAUUCUGUGGGAGCCCCCUCUAUGCCUCGCCUGAGAUCGUCAAUGGGAAGCCCUACACGGGCCCAGAGGUGGACAGCUGGUCCCUGGGGGUUCUCCUCUACAUCCUAGUGCAUGGCACCAUGCCCUUUGAUGGACAGGACCAUAAGACGCUGGUGAAACAAAUCAGCAACGGGGCCUACCGGGAGCCACCCAAACCCUCCGAUGCCUGUGGCCUGAUCCGGUGGCUGUUAAUGGUGAACCCCACCCGCCGGGCCACCCUGGAAGAUGUGGCCAGUCAUUGGUGGGUCAACUGGGGCUACACCACCCGUGUCGGGGAGCAGGAGGCUCUGCGUGAGGGUGGGCACACUGGCGGCGACUCCCGGGCCUCCGUGGCAGACUGGCUCCGGCGGACCUCCCGCCCCCUCCUGGAGAACAGCGCCAAGGUGCGCACCUUCUUCAGGCAGCAUGGGCCUGGCGCGGGGAGCACCACCCCCGGCCUGGAGCGCCAGCACUCGCUCAAGAAGUCCCGCAAGGAGAACGACAUGGCCCAGUCUCUCCAAGGCAACCCGGCCGAUGACAGCUCCCCUCGCCCUGUCAAGGGCAACCUCAAGCUGCCAAAGGGCAUUCUCAAGAAGAAGGCCUCGCCCUCCUCAGAGGGGACAAAAGAGGAACCUCAGGAACUCAGCCCCAUCCCCACAAGCCCAGGGCAGGCUGCCCCCCUGCUCCCCAAGAAGGGCAUCCUGAAGAAGUCCCCACAGCGCGAGUCAGGCUACUACUCUUCUCCUGAGCCCAGUGAGUCAGGGGAGCUCUUGGAUACAGGGGACGUCUUUGUGAGUGGGGACGCGAUGGAGCAGAAGCCCCCCCAGGCCUCGGGGCUGCUCUUGCACCGCAAGGGCAUCCUCAAGCUCAACGGCAAGUUCUCCCACACAGCCUCAGAACUCACAGCCCCUGCUGCCUAUGGGUCCCUGGACAAACUGGCCUCUCCUCGCCCCCCAGUCCGGGCCAGCCGUCCCACAGGGGCUGUGAGUGAGGACAGCAUCCUGUCCUCCGAGUCCUUCGAACAGCUGGACCUGCCCGAUCUGCUCCCUAAGCCCCCCUUGCGGGGCUGUGUGUCUGUGGACAACCUCAUGGGGCUCGAGAAGCCCCACUCAGAGGGCCCUGGGGGCUGCCUGCGGCGCUGGCGGCAGGACUCGCUGGGAGAGAGCUGCUUCUCCCUGACAGACUGCCAGGAGGUCACAGGGGCCUACCAGCAGGUUCUGGGGGCCUACCCCAAGCUCAGCUGAGGGCUAGAGGGGCGACCUCGCCUGGGCACACUCUGAGAGGCACCUGGCUUCCCUCUAAGGGGCAGGUGCCUUCUUCCCUACCUCCAGAACCAGCGUCCCAGCCCAGAAGGCUGAGACAUUUUACAAGGAGCCUCGGGGAGGGCUGGGUGUGGGCAGCAGGCAGAUGAAGCGCGUCGAGGGUUCAAGGUCUUUAACCCUGGGGAUCCAAGAAGGUAAUGGGCAGAGUGUGCAUACCCGUGUGGGACCAGGUUGCCUUUUUCUUGUACACACGGUGGUGCUGCAGGGCCCUGGGAAGAGCGCCCUCGGUUGACCAGCUCCUUAAUUGCCACGAUGCAGUGCCUUCAAGGGGCCCCUCCUCUGCUCAUUGUGUGCCAAAGUGGGGAGGAGGUCUUCACACACAUUACCAUCCCCACCAGCCACUGACACUGGAACCCCAUACCCCUAAUGUGCCCGGGGUGUCCUGGAAUGGUCUGGAGACACCCUUCCUUAUUUAUCCUGGGAGUAAGAGAACACAACCUCUGUUUCCUCAAAGGUUCUCUCCUCUUCCCCACCCUACAAAGCGGGCCCAAGCCUCCUGCAGAGCCUCCUACAGUCACUGCUAUGAAUCGAAAAGGCUUGAAAAGGCUUUGGCUGCUGUAUGAACUGCAUCUCGAGGAGCC
This is a messenger RNA of Tupaia belangeri chinensis (Chinese tree shrew), 2747 nucleotides long. RefSeq names its product NUAK family kinase 2 (gene NUAK2). The transcript is spliced from 7 exons. The record is from RefSeq and is a predicted model, not a curated record. Gene Ontology annotation, biological process: microtubule cytoskeleton organization; protein phosphorylation; intracellular signal transduction. Lineage: Eukaryota; Metazoa; Chordata; Mammalia; Scandentia; Tupaiidae. Gene Ontology annotation, molecular function: ATP binding; tau-protein kinase activity. The coding region runs from base 190 to 2088 and encodes 632 amino acids. Gene Ontology annotation, cellular component: cytoplasm.